Messenger RNA from Moneuplotes crassus, 3027 nucleotides. Lineage: Eukaryota; Ciliophora; Spirotrichea; Euplotida; Euplotidae. The record is from the annotation of a GenBank genome assembly.
AAUUUCGGACAUGAUGUCUGCAUUCCAAUCCAUUAAGUCUGAUAUCAGCGUCAGUAGCUUUGGCUCUGAUUAUCUUGGGCUUGGUGGUAACCAAGAAGAGGUAGAGAAAAUAAUUGAGCAAAUCAAAGCAGACCAACAAUACUUUUAUAUCAACUUUGAACAAUUUAAGGAUGAAAUCAACAAAGAAGAGACUCCUUUAUAUGACCUCGCCAAUAACAUCGCAGUUGAUCGGGCAAUUAUCAGAAGGUUGGUAAUCCGCGAAGAGAACUAUGAGAAAUGGACAAAUGUUGCAGAAUUCUUACUAGAAAGAAACAAAAGCUUGAUCUCAACUCUUGAAGUCUCUUCAAAGCAGUUAGCCAGAACAAAGGAAAAUUACUCUCGACUCACUGAAGAAGUUGAAUACUUAGACGAUUUGCUUAAAAGAAACGACAAAAAGACCGAAGAUAUGCAAGAGUAUGUCAGGGAAUACGAAGAGAAAAUCACCGAACUUGAGUCAGACCUUCGAGAUAAGCAGGAUAUAAUAAAUCAAUUUCAUCAGGCACCAAAUUUUGCUAGGCUCCUUGACUUCUCUUGUGAGGAUAACAUAGGCCUCCCUGAUGAUCCUAUCUUUGAAACCUUCGACUUAGAUUGUGACCCUAACGAGUUAGACUACAGCCAGAAUGAAUACGAUAGGUUUUCCUUAUACUGAGCUGGGCAAGAAUACAAUCACAAACUAGUUGACCUCCUCAAGAAGCACAAGAAGGAAAAUGAAGAACUCAGACAAAGUAUGGACCACACCACAGAAGAACUCAACUCUUUUCAAGAGAAAGAGAAGGAAGAUAAGGAGAGGAUCGAAGACCUUGAAAAAGAUAUCGAGAUCCUAAAGACGCACGUGGUCGUCCUUGAGAAAGAGAAAAUGAAUAGUGAGAAAUAAGUAUAAAAAUUUACACUAUAAAAUUCAAGGGUUUAAGAAUGAAGUUAAAAUCUACAGAGAUAACUGUGAAGACCUAGACCAAGCUAAUACUAUAUUAGAACGAAAUUGAUCAGCUUUAAACAGAGAAAUUGAUAUUUUGAGAACUCAAAUUUAAAAAUAUCGAAUAUCUGAAUCGAAAGUAUGAAGACCAGAAUCUAAAUUUGGAUCUCUCUAAACUCUCUUUCAAUUUUUCAACAAAACAAAUAAGUCCUUCAAAUGUCAGGAGGAAAAGCAAAAGGAGGCACUUGACUAAGAGCCAACCAAGAAGCAAGCAGCCUACUCAGAAAGAGAAUAAUCUAAAUACUCAUAGAAGAUCAGUGAGUCAAAAUAGUCAUCUACCAUCAAGAUCGAGCAAUCUUAAUUUUGAGCCAGGUUCUCCAGAGAAGCAGAAUGGUUAUCUAACUGGAAGGAAAAGGCUUAAAAGGUAUAACUCAAGAGAUCAUAUCAAUAAAUGGUAUGCUUUUAGUUCAGGAAGGAAAUCUGUAGCAGUUGAAGAACCAGGCUGAGAUCUUUUACAUAAGAAAAACAAUGUUGUUAGAGAGAACAGUGCUAAUCCAAACUUUCUCCAACGGUCAAGUGAUAUUGAAAACCCUCUCUUCACAAACAACAAGAGUCUUGAAGAUCGACAAGAUUCUGACUUAAGUGCACUAAAUAUUGAUGAAAGCCAAUUUAUUAAAGAAGAAGGGACAUGUAGAGAUGUAAUGGAAGCCAAUGACUCUUUAUUUUCAAAGUCAAAUCUCACUCUCAUUAGAACUAAUUCUCUAAUGUCCCAGAACAAUAAUGAAUCUCCCAAGAAUAUAUCUGGAACUGUAGCUGAGAGUGAUCUAUCGCUUUUCAGAAAUUCUAGAGGGAAAGCUUUAUAUCUAGAAGGUAUCGAGACCAUUUUAGAAGCCAAUGAAAACUCCAGUUCGAUAAACAAUUUCUCAAGAGAAAACUCAAGGAAUUUUACAAAAGCAAUCUCAAGAGGUGAACUCCUCAACUCCGAUAGGAUAAAAGAGUCAUCCAUUAUAGAUGAGAAAUUAUCAAAGGAGGAGUCCAUUUGUUCUUCAUCUGAAGAAGAUAGUAGAUUUGCUCAUCUAGAGGAAAGGAAAGAUCCUAUUUUUCUGAAACACAAGCCCCAACCAAAAUUUUCAUUAAAUAUUCUGAGGCCUGUAGAUCCUAAAGAUGAUAGUACUAUUGACCUCAACCCUCGAGGAGGCUCUUCUUAUUCAAAAAAUUCAGAAUCACGUUAUUUUAAAGAUGAGAUUGGGUCUUUAUUUUGCGAUCCUUUUGAAACUUCUCCUUCGAAUAGAAGCAUUGAACCUCCCAAGAAUCUACUUGUCAGGCAAAGCUUUAGCACAAAGGAAAUAGACAAGAAGCUCCCAAAGCCAAACCUUUUAUGAGUGCCUAAUACUGCAAGGAAUGAGUCUCCGCUCAAAUCUCCAAACAGGCAGACUCUUCCGCAUCCAGCUAGAAAAACUUUGCUGUCUAAUGCAGAAAAGAUGUUUAAUAAGGUAGCAAAAGGAUAUUUCAGGCAGGACCAAUGCAGAGAUCCCAGAAUAUUUAACUCAAGUAGAAGGAAACUUACUGAUCAAUUAUCUCACAAAAGAGGAUCUUUAUUUGCCAAUAAUGCUUUGAAAUCAGAAAGUUCGUUCUCAGAUGUAAGCGCACCUAAGAAUACCUUAAAGUCUGUCCUAAUGAGGAACAAGGUGAUUGGCAAUAAACCAUGAGUUCAAUGUAAAGAUAGAAAAGAGCCGAUUGAAGAGUUCUUCAAUAUAUUAGUGAUAUCCCUCAAACUUGUUCAUAAGGAGAAAAAUCUGAUUCUUGAUUACCCUGUGAGAAAAAUUUAUCAAAAAGCUUUAAAGAAAAACAUCCAAUUUUAUGAAUUUUCUAGUUUUAUUGAUAAAUUCCUGGAUGCUUUAGCUCUUAAAAUAAAUUAUAAGCGAUACCAGAAGCUUCAGGCUCAGAAAAUAAAAAAGCGAAAACUUAGGAAGGUUUUGAUGAUGAACAAGGAUUAUUUAUGCAUCUAUCCUAAAGUACGGGUUCUAGGCAGCCCUAGAGAUUUCGAAAUAAUUGAUGGCUUUUUCUUAAAAUAA